Penicillium hordei is the source of this 3786-nucleotide messenger RNA. RefSeq lists its product as uncharacterized. NCBI's taxonomy places the organism in Eukaryota, Fungi, Ascomycota, Eurotiomycetes, Eurotiales, Aspergillaceae. The coding region runs from base 1 to 3786 and encodes 1261 amino acids. The transcript has 5 exons. The record is from RefSeq and is a predicted model, not a curated record. Gene Ontology annotation, molecular function: protein binding.
AUGGACGGCCUCUCAGUAGCAGCCAGUAUUAUCGGUGUGAUCCAAUUGGCUGGAUCUAUUGUCAAACUGUGUGGAGGUUACAUCCAAGAUGUAAAGGAUGCUAGGGCCGACAUCAUUGCUCUGCGACAAGCGAUCAACGGUCUCGUCAGUGUUCUCGAGAACCUUGCAGCUGUUCUCCACAAUCCUAAUUCAAGGUUAGGUAUAACAUCUGUAUUGAAAGACGAUAUCCGCACUUGUCUCUUGAAACUAGAAGCCCUUGAAGUGAAAGUUGAUAUAGGAAAGGGCAAAAAAGCGAUGAAAAAACUUGGGUUUCGAGCGCUGAAAUGGCCGCUGAAGCGUUCAGAAGUCGAAAGAGCGAUGAGCGAUAUUGAGAGAUACAAGUCUUCAUUUUCUUUGUCGCUGCAGGCUGAUCAAAUGGCAAUCAUUACCGAUGUGGCUGGAACAACCAGCUUGAUUGAUCAAAACAUGGAUCUGCAAAAACUGCCAGUUGCCCACGGGGCUGAAUUUGACUCUUACAUGGAUCAACACGAAGACGAGUGUCUUGAAGGGACCAGAACAGACCUCCAGCAACAAAUCGCAACAUGGGCAGCAUCACCACAAGGCAAUUGCAUCUUCUGGUUGAAUGGAAUGGCUGGAACUGGAAAAUCGACCAUAUCCCGCACAGUAGCCCUGUCUUUCAAACAAAAUAAGCAGCUGGGCGCCAGCUUCUUCUUCAAGAGAGGUGAAGGGGACCGGGGAAAUGCGACGAAGUUGUUUACGACUUUGACGCAACAACUCAUGAGCAAUCUUCCUGGAUUGACUGCUGCGAUUCGAAAAGUAGUCCAGGAUGACCCUCUCAUUGCGACGAGAGGACUCAAACAACAAUUCAACAAGCUUCUGCUUGAACCAUUACUUCAAUUCAAGAGCCCACAUGAAAACCGAAUAUUGGUAAUCGUGAUUGAUGCUCUAGACGAGUGUGGAUCGGAGAACGAUAUACAGGCAAUUCUUCAAUUGAUACCACAGCUCCAAGAACCGAAAGAGGUACAGAUUCGGGUCUUCUUGACGAGUAGGCCAGAGUUGCCAAUUCGUCUCGGCUUUUCAAAAAUGGCCAAUCAGGACUACAAGAAUCUCACUCUCCAUGAGUUACCGGAAGAUGUCACUGCGCACGACAUAUUAUUAUUUCUGAAGCACCGACUAGCUCAAACCGGGAGGGAACGCUCAUUAUCUGUUGACUGGCCUGGAGACAUCAAAACACAACAGCUUUUGAAAAUAUCUGUUCCACUCUUCAUCUUUGCUGCUACCAUGUGUCGCAUACUUGAUGAUCUUCAAUGGGACCCUAUGGAUAGCCUCGAAGAGAUCCUUGCUUGCCGAGGGGGGAGCGCUAGUCUUCAUGGAACAUACCUCCCUGUAUUCAGUCGACUUCUUCUCAAUCAGACCGAGAAACAAAAGAAGCAGCUUAUACAUGAGUUUCAAGACGUAGUCGGUACAAUCGUCAUCCUUGAAAGUCCUCUGUCGGUCAUCUCUAUCUCUGCACUUCUUGGCAUCUCCAAAAGUGUCAUCAAAUUGAGAUUGAGUUCGUUGAACUCGGUGCUAAGCAUCCCGGAAAAUGAAACCAUGCCGAAAAACAUCUGUGGACUUGAACAUGAUGGAAGUCAAAGAUCCGAGAUUGGCAUCUCAUCUAUCAGCCGUUGUCUUCCUCCCGAGCUUCAGUACGCGUGUCGUUUCUGGGCCUACCAUUUCACGCAGGGUGACGACUCAAAGUCAUUGCAUAAUGUUCUCGCCUUCUUGCAGACACAUUUCCUUCACUGGAUGGAGGCAAUGGGAAUCCUAGGUCUUGCACACGAAGUGGUAGGAAUCAUUGACCUCCUACACUCUUGGGUGGAUAGCCACAAGUCCCGUGAGCUUUCUGAGUAUUUACAGGAUGCCAGACGAUUUGCGUCAAGGAAUACCGUCGUAGCAAAUGAAGCUCCUCUCCAGCUUUAUUGCUCAGGUCUUCUAUUUGCUCCGAAAAACUCAGUUAUACGAAAGACCUUCACUAGGUACCUUCCUACAUGGAUUUCCAAAGUCCCAGACGUUGAAGUAAAUUGGAGUGCAGACGUUCACUCUUCUGAUCUUUUCUCAGGGCAGGUUUUGCCAAUAUCCUUCUCCCCGGAUAGCCAGACUUUAGCAUAUGGUGCUCAUGAUGGCAGUGUCAAGCUCUGGGAUGUCAUGACAGGCGUCUUGAAACAGUCUUUGGAGCGGCAUUCAAAUGAUAAAGAGAACGUCUCGUUGGUUUCUUUUUCGCCAGAUGGUCAAUUCCUCGCGUCCGCCACUUUUAAGGAUCGCACUGUUAAGCUUUGGGAUCUUACCGCAGGUACAUUGCAGCGGACGCUUAGCCAUCCACAGUGUUCCCCUUGCUGUCCGAUUUUUUCUCCUGACGGCCGCUUCUUGAUUUCUCUUGCAUGUGACCCCGACUACCCUACAAUCUUCCUCUGGAACUUGGUCAGUGAUUGCUUUGAGCAGGAAACAGCCAACACCAUAGGAGAUGCGGAUUGUGUAGCAUUCUCCCCCAAUAGCCAGCUUUUAGCGUUAGCAUCAGCUGAUGGCUUGGUGAAAUUGUGGGACCUUGCUUCCGGCAAUCUUCAGCAGACCUUGGAAGGUCACAAAAGGCGAAUAAAACGUGUCUCAUUCUCUCAUACUGGCCAGUUUAUCGGGAUCCUAUGCGAGGAACAUAGAUUCAGGAUCUGGAACAUCGUGACCGGCGCAGAGAAGAUCCUUCCGGCUCAGAUAUUUGCCGGAAUCUUCUCGCCCACCGAGAAAGUUCUCGUGACUGUGUCGCAUGAAUUUUCGUUAUCUUCUUGGGAUCCUGACACAGGCCUUCCUUUGAAGGACUUUCAAGGCAAAUAUUGCAAUUAUGAUCAAGCAUUUUCUCCUGACGGCAAGCUCUUGGCCCUUGCACAGGACCAAUCGCAAGUCACGAUAUUGGAUAUGCCGACAGGUAUUCUGCAUCCUCCUUUUGGCGCACACGCUGAUAGCGUAUUAUCUAUGGCUUUCUCCCCCAACGGCCAAUUUCUUGCGUCUGCCUCGGCGGAUAAAGUGGUGAAGAUUUGGCAUGUUGGUGCAGGUAUACCAAAGCCUGAACAGUGUUAUGAGGGUCAUUCAAGCAGAGUUUGUUCAUUAACCUUUUCCACUGACGGUGAGAUCCUGGUCAGUUGCUCGGAUGAUGGAACAACUGCACUAUGGUGCCCAAAGACGGGCAGUUUAUCCCAAAAGCAACUAUUGGGAGGUUCCCCUCCACCAUACGUUGCGUUGGCACCCAGUGGCAAAGUUCUCGUUUCUAUUUCAGUCAACAAAGAGAUCAAUCUGUGGAGAAUAACGAAGUCCACAAUUGAACCCAUUCCGACCUUUCAGGGUCUGAGCUCUAGAGACGAGCCACGUGAGACCAGUAAGGUGGUCUUCUCUCCCUGUAGCCGCAUUUUAGCCUCCCUUUCGAAAGAAACCAUUCAGCUUUGGGAUACAGACACCGCAACGGGCUCUCUCCGCCUAAAACAUACUCUGGAUGGGCAUUCGGAUCAUAUUUGGGAUACUCUAUCAUUUUCGCCAAAUGGCCAGCUUCUAGCUACUUCCUCAAAGGAUAAAACGCUCAAGCUUUGGAACACCACAACAGGCUCUUUGGAGAAAACAUUUCAAUGCCAUCCGAUGAAUGUUCCCCGUUUGGAGUUCUCUCCCAAUGGCCGGUUUAUCGCUUGCUAUUCGAUUGAUCUGGAGAUCUGUAGGAUAUACCCGCAGAUUAACGUUCUCUCGAGAUGGCUCAUAUUUGAAUACUGA